AUGAAGAUCGCUAUAGAAGGCUGUUGCCAUAACCAAUUGGAGUUGAUUUAUAAAACUAUUGAUUACAUAGAGAAAAAAAAACAAAUCAAAAUUGAUCUAUUAUUAAUAUGUGGAGAUGUCGAGACUAUACGAAAUAAGUCAGAUUUAGAUUCCACUAGUAUGCCAGAUCAAUACAAAGAAAUGGGCACGUUUUAUAAAUAUUAUUCAGGUGAACUUAAAGCUCCAAUUCCGACAAUUUUUAUUGGCGGGAAUCAUGAAGCGAGCAAUUACCUGUGGGAAUUGUAUUAUGGAGGGUGGGUGUGUGAAAAUGUUUACUACCUCGGUUGUUCUGGAGUUGUGAAUUUUGGGGGCCUUCGUAUAGGAGGACUUAGUGGAAUAUACAAACAAAGGGACUAUGGGCUGGGUCAUUUUGAAACGUUUCCAUAUACAAACGAUACCAUAAGAUCUAUUUAUCAUGUUAGACGUUAUGAAAUGUUUAAACUUAACAUGAUUAGACAACCUAUAGAUAUAUUCCUUUCUCAUGAUUGGCCUGAAAAUAUAACAAGAUUUGGAAAUGAGAAUAGACUUAAACAAAUAAAGAGAGGCCUUGCACCAGAUAUUGAAAAGGUCAGGCUUGGAAACCCAUAUUGCGAGUUACUGCUUUAUAAAUUAAAACCUAGAUAUUGGUUUGCUGCGCAUCUUCACGUUAAAUUUGCUGCAUUGAUACCUCAUGAAGUUCCACAAACAGCAACAGUUCCGAAUCCAGAUGAAAUACCUAUCUCGCUUGAUGAAACUAUUGCCAACCAGGAUGAAAUAGAUGAUCCGGAUGAAUUACCUUCUUUCAUCGAUGAUACUAAUAAUGCAAAUGAUGUUAGUGAGACUGAUAAGAUACAUAUAAUUAACUCUGAAGAAAUACCAGUUGCAGAUAAUAUGACAAUGGAAUUGCCACUAGAAUUGGAAGAUCUUGAUGAACUUUUGACUUCAGCAACAGUUCCGAAUUCAGAUGAAAUACCUAUCUCGCUUGAUGAAGCUAUUGUCAAUCAGGAUAAAAUAAAUGAUCCGGAUGAAUUACCUUCUUUCAUCGAUGAUACCAAUAAUGCAAAUGAUGUUAGUAAGACUGAUAAGAUACAUAUAGUUAACUCUGAAGAAAUGCCAGUUGCAAAUAAUAUGACAAUGGAAUUGCCACUAGAAUUGGAAGAUCUUGAUGAACUUUUGGCUUCAGCAACAGUUCCGAAAUCAGAUGAAAUACCUAUCUCGCUCGACGAAGCUAUUGCCAAUCGGGAUGAAAUAGAUGAUCCGGAUGAAUUACCUUCUUUCAUCGAUAAUACCAAUAAUGCAAAUGAUGUUAGUAAGACUGAUGAGAUACAUAUAAUUAGCUCUGAAGAAAUGCCAGUUGCAGAUAAUAUGACAAUGGAAUUGCCACUAGAAUUGGAAGAUCUUGAUGAACUUUUGACUUCAGCAACUUCUUCCAAUACGCAGACUUCGUAUACGCGUUUUUUAUCACUCGACAAAUGUUUGCCUGGUCGCGAGUUUUUACAGGUCUUAGACUUUCCUGAAGCAAAUGGACCUAUGGAAUUUAGUUAUGACGAAGAGUGGUUGGCAAUAACGAAGGCAACAGAUCAAUUUUUCUCGGUUACAUAUAAGCAGGUUCCUUUACCGACAGAAAUUCAGAUUCGAGAGCAAAUUGAUGCUUCUCAAGAAUGGGUUCGGAACAAUAUUUUACAAAAAGGCCCUGGACUUUUGAUUCCUAAAAAUUUUCGUCCCACUGCACCUGCACAUAAUGCUAGCGAUCAACAGCAGUAUAGUUAUCAUACUCCGUUCUUGAAUCCACAAACAAUCGCGUUUACUCAAAUGUUAGAGAUUGAGAACAAGAUUAACCCAAGCGGUCAAACUGUUAGGGAAAAGUGA
This is a messenger RNA of Scutellospora calospora, 1887 nucleotides long. The record is from the annotation of a GenBank genome assembly. Lineage: Eukaryota; Fungi; Glomeromycota; Glomeromycetes; Diversisporales; Gigasporaceae.